AAUUUCAUUUUACCAAACCCUAAAUAUCUUUUUCUAUAAAACCUUUUUAAAAUAAAACCCCACCAGACGGUGGUUAGCUCCCGGAUUUCAAAGUUUGAACGAGAAGGCUGAAGAUCUCUCCAAACUAAAACCUCAGUUCCUUUCGGUUGGAGUUUAAGACAGGCUUUUCCAUUAGUCGGGAAGGUGAAAAAUGUCAAAGUCUUGCAAGGGUUUGGCCAUGGAACUGGUAAAGUGUCUAAGUGAAUCAGAUUGUGUAAAGGUUGAGAAGCGUUCCUUCAGGGAAUGUGCUGGAGAAAAAAGCCCUUCUGUACCAAGCGAGUGUGUAGGACUCAGGGAAACUUAUUUCAAUUGCAAAAGAGGACAGGUUGACAUGAGAGCUAGGAUUCGUGGAAACAAGGGCUACUAAAUAAAUGGGGGAUGGUAUCGAGUUCUGGAAUGCAUCCGUUGUCUACUUUUACAUGCAUACUUUAUGGUAUCUUUAAAAUUUCCAACUUUCUUCCUCCCCAAAUCCUCUAGAAAGUAACAUUUCUUUAGUUUGGUCGAGGAUACCAACAACCCCCCCACCCCCCCCCAAAAAAAAAAAAAGAAAAAUUCUGAAGGAUGUUGAGCAAUUUGUAUAAUCCUGGGUGUCGGGUGUCAUUGUCAAAUAUAACUGUGAAAAAUAAUUUGCUUGUUAA
Molecule: messenger RNA, 677 nt
Organism: Durio zibethinus
Lineage: Eukaryota; Viridiplantae; Streptophyta; Magnoliopsida; Malvales; Malvaceae
Product: cytochrome c oxidase assembly factor 5
Biological process (GO): mitochondrial respiratory chain complex IV assembly
Cellular component (GO): mitochondrion
Source: RefSeq, a predicted model, not a curated record